Molecule: messenger RNA, 4408 nt
Organism: Mytilus californianus (California mussel)
Lineage: Eukaryota; Metazoa; Mollusca; Bivalvia; Mytilida; Mytilidae
Product: dihydrolipoyllysine-residue acetyltransferase component of pyruvate dehydrogenase complex, mitochondrial-like
Exons: 11
Coding region: 55-1563 (502 amino acids)
Biological process (GO): pyruvate decarboxylation to acetyl-CoA
Cellular component (GO): pyruvate dehydrogenase complex
Molecular function (GO): dihydrolipoyllysine-residue acetyltransferase activity
Source: RefSeq, a predicted model, not a curated record
CCUGUGACAUUGCUGCUGACAUUGGACAACCAGUUGCAGACAACAAAUUUCAAAAUGUUUCGUCCAACACGACUUGCUCGUGUCUUACUUCGACUUCAAAGAAAACACAGCAACAAUUUGAGAACACUCGCUACGAGAAAUAAUCAAUUUUAUGUCAAAUCAAGCAAAGCAACAGUAAAAGAUGUGCAGCAGCUCUUACAGGUUCACAGAUUGGUCCAGAGUUACAGAUGUUAUAGUUCAGCCGAUUUACCAGCACACACCAAGGUGUCAUUGCCAGCCUUAUCACCGACUAUGGAGAUGGGGACUAUAAAUACCUGGCAGAAAAAGGAAGGAGACAAGGUCACUGAAGGAGAUUUAUUAGCAGAAAUAGAAACAGAUAAGGCCACUAUGGGGUUUGAGUCAUCUGAGGAGGGAUACCUGGCCAAAAUAUUUCAUCCAGCAGGCUCUAAAGAUGUACCCAUUGGAAAGCUACUCUGUAUAAUAGUAGAAAAUGAAGAAGAUGUUGCAGCAUUCAAAGAUUACCAGCCGACGGCAGCAGACGACCAACUUCCUGGUGGAGAUGCAUCUGAACCUGCUGCACCACCGCCUCCACCCCCUCCUAAACCCUCCCCGGCAGCAGUGGCUCCACCACCAACACCUGCUCCAUCAAAGGCAGCCCCACCUCCUCCUUCAGCAUCUGUGUCGAUGCCUCCAUCUGGUGGCAAAGUGGGUGCCUCUCCAUUUGCAAAGACAUUAGCAGCUGAGAAGGGCAUUGAUCUAAGUCAAGUAACAGGCACAGGUCCAGGUGGAGAAAUCAGGGCCGAUGACGUACUCAACUUCUCACCAGCAGCCAGGUCUACAUCUGUUCCAAUAUCAGCACCAGAGGGCGCUUUCGUAGACAUACCUCUGACCAAUAUGAGAAAGACGAUAGCAAAGAGAUUAGUACAGUCGAAACAGACAAUACCACAUUAUUAUUUAACUAUUGAUGUUAAUGUAGAUAAAGUGUUAAGAUUACAUAAAGAACUGAAUGAGAUUUUAUCAAAAGACAACAUAAAAUUAUCAGUUAACGACUUCAUUAUAAAAGCAUCCGCCUUAUCAUGUAAAAAGAUUCCCGAGGCCAACUCAUCGUGGAUGGACGACUCAAUACGACAAUAUAAUAUAGUAGAUGUAAAUGUAGCAGUAGCAACAGCAGCAGGUUUAAUAACUCCUAUAGUAUCAAGGGCUGAUAUCAAGGGACUAUCACAAAUUAGUCAGGAUGUUUUAGCCUUAGCAACAAAGGCAAAAGAAGGAAAACUACAGCCUCACGAAUAUCAGGGCGGAACAUUCACAAUCUCUAACUUAGGAAUGUUUGGUAUUAAAUCAUUUUCAGCAGUCAUCAACCCCCCUCAGGCCUGUAUUUUAGCAAUAGGUGGUGCAGAGAAAAGAUUAGUGGUAGAUGAAGACAGUGAUAAAGGGUACAGUUCAGCCAAUAUGAUGUCAGUAACAUUAAGUUGUGACCAUCGAGUUGUGGACGGUGCAGUCGGAGCACAAUGGUUAGCAGAGUUUAGAAAAUUCAUGGAACGUCCCGAGACCAUGUUGUUAUAGCUGUGUUAUACUUAGGGAUUUUAAACUUUAUUGUUGACAGUGCUAUUAAGAAUAUCAUGAUAUAAAAGUGCUGUUUGUGUAAAAUGGAACGGAAUGGACAUUAGACAAGAAUUGAUUUUCAUCAUUUAAUCAGUUAAUAGUGACCGUUUACAAGUAUUUAAUGUAUUAAAAAUUCUGAUCAGCUGACAAUAUAGUGGAUUGGUAAGCCAGGAAUCUUUAUAUUAAAGUACAUUUGUAAUUAAAAAAUCAAAAAUAUUUAUUCUUGACAGAUGGACAUAUUUUUAGCGGAUACAGUAUUAUUUUGUAUGAAGUAAUAAUUUUCACUAUUAUGACAUAAGUAAGUACUUGAAUAUCUGAACUAUAUUAUAUAUUUUUGUAGUUAUUUUACAAUUAUGAUUCAUCUCUUCUAUUAAAGGAAGAUCUACACUGACAGUUGUAACACAGAAUUAUAAUCUAAGAAAGCUAUAAAUAAAGUGCUAUUCUAUCAAUGUUCAAAAAGUAGAUUUUGUUUAGAUUUCUACUAAACAUAAUGUGUAACAUUUUAAUGAAAGAAAGAAUUCUAAUCUGAAGAAUUUGAUAUAAACAGAUCUGCCAGAUAUUAGUUGGACUAUUAUGCAAAACAAAUAAAUCCUGUGUUUCCACUAUCAUGCUGUCAGAAAAAAUGUUAGGUAUAUAUGGUAGGAAUGCAAAUAAUAAUAUGCAUUUCAUCAGCGAGUUUCAAAUAUAAAUUCUGAAUCAAAAUAUAAAAAGUUAAAAGUUCUUGACUUUAAAAGUCGAUUAAAGUAAGAUACUGUUUAAUGUAAGGUUAAUGAAUCUCAUUUUGUUUGCUUGAACUUACUCAUUUAUUUCUAGAACAUGUCUUUAUGAACAACAAAAUUAGGUUGAUUACAUGUUUUUUUUAGUGCAUUUUUUUAGGUACAAUAGAAAAAAUAUAUUUAUUUGAAUUUUUGCGUAAUAAGGUAAGAUAGAAAUCAAAAAGAUUUAUCAUUUUAUAUUUUAAUGAUCCAAUAAAAGGAUUUACUUGUUAAAUAAAAUUGAGAAUGGAAAUGGGGAAUGUGUCAAAGAGACAACAACCCGACCAUAGAGCAGACAACAGCCGAAGGCCACCAAUGGGUCUUCAAUGCAGCGAGAAACUCCCGCACCCAGGGCGUCCUUCAGCUGGCCCCCAAACAAAUAUGUAUACUAGUUCAGUGAUAAUGGACGCCAUACUAAACUCCAAAUUAUACACAAGAAACUAAAAUUAAAAAUGAUACAAGACUAACGACAAUUUGUCUGUAGAGUGAUAUCGAAACUGAAUUAUCUCCCCUUAUUGAUACUAUAUAAAGGUCAUUAUCUCCCCAUAUAUGUUGAUAAUUUCUUUUUUUCCUAUUUCUUAAACUCUGUCUGAUUUAUGGGAAGACUUUCACUUAAGGAUGUAGUUAGGUGAAAUUAAAGAAAUCUAGAAUUUAAAAUUGAUACUAUAACUCAGAAGAGCAUUAGUUAAGGAACAAAAUAAGCUCAAAAUAUUGAUAGGUUAUGGAACUCCUUUUUGAGAUAUGUGAUUUUUUAAAAAUGGCGGGAAAAGGCUGACUUGGACUUUUACCUUAUAUUUAGCAUUGGCAUUAUUUCAUAUUUGGGUCUCAAAUCAUAAGAAAAAAAAUCUAGAAUCUGCUUUAAUUUUGGUAAUGACCUUUUCAUGAGCUGUUUAAGUCUUCUAUGAAAAAAGUGGGUGAUAUACAUGUUGUAGGGCAAAAUAUUUUACCCUGUAUCGAAGGAAAAAACCCAAGGAGUCCAAACAUGUGACAAAAAUUCAUAAACCUGACCUAAGCACAUCCUUAAAAGUUAAUUUGUAAUUUUUUGUUGAUGUGAUUUUUGAAUGUUUCUUUUGUUUGUGGAUUCAUUGAAAUUAAGCUCUUGUGAGCUAUGCCCAUUGUUUCUGUCUGAUUAUCAUCUGUAAUGUUGUUUAGAAGUUCCUUUGCCUGUGUGAACUAUAAUUACUCUGCAUAUAUUCAAAGUUAUUCUGAGAUUCACCUGUACUCAGUAUUCAUUAUAUGAUAUUUUGUUGAAAAGUAAGAAGUUAUUUAAAGAACAUAAAAGAUCAUACGUUUCCGUAUUAUUUGGUUUUGUAGUCUGUGUUAAUUUGCCCUAAAAUAGUAAUUUUUAUGAUGAAUUUACAUCACCAUUCAGCUCAAUAGUCAGUGCUUUGGUACUGACAUGAUUUACAACAAACUUUUCGUAAAUUCUUCAUUGAUAAAGUAAAAAAUUACUAAAAAACAAAACUAAUGUUCCAACUGCCUUAGGCAAAGUUGACCGUAGUAAAAUUUUACUAAUUUUAGGUCUUAUUUGGUGAUACAGAUCUACAUGUGUUUUGAUGUUAUGCAUCAUUGGAUUUCAAAUGCUUCGGUUUGAGAGUUUCUUGUGAAAGUUAAUACAGAAAAGUGCUUGUGACGAAUCAAAUUAAGAAAGUUUUUGUUUCAUUUAAAGGGAUGGCAUACUAAGUAGAAGAGAUAAGUUAAAGAGUUAUUGCCUGAAAAAUGGUGAAUAUUGAAUAAAUUUAAAUAAAUAAGAAUGAUAUUCUACUAAGGACAAUUGUCACCAAUAUUACUGCAGUAACUCUUCAUUAUAUCACACAGUCAUACUAUAUGUUACUAAAUAUCUGUUUAAUUUAUGUGAACUUUUGUAUAAUCAGUGAUUGAAUCUGAACAAAUUAUACUUUUUUUGUUCAGUUUCCAUGGUAAUUAUCUAUAUAUCAUGCUUGUGUAAAAUACUUGUCAGUAAAACAUAAGUAUGAACAUGAUCAGUUUUGACAGUGUUGUUAGUAGACAUUUUAUCAGUUAAUGAUUGGUUCAUUAAAAUGUGAUAUGAA